Molecule: messenger RNA, 1026 nt
Organism: Sclerotinia sclerotiorum 1980 UF-70
Lineage: Eukaryota; Fungi; Ascomycota; Leotiomycetes; Helotiales; Sclerotiniaceae
Exons: 2
Coding region: 1-1026 (341 amino acids)
Biological process (GO): carnitine transmembrane transport; mitochondrial transport
Cellular component (GO): mitochondrial envelope
Molecular function (GO): O-acyl-L-carnitine transmembrane transporter activity
Source: RefSeq, a predicted model, not a curated record
AUGUCUUCAUCUUCCUCCUCUCCAGGAGCUCAAAUAAACAAAAAGAUCGACGCACUCAACCCUCAUCUGCCCCACGUUCCCGAAUCCAAGGCGGAAUUAAAACAAGAUGCCGAGAUAGUCGUUCAAAAAUCAUUUGCAGGAUUACGGUCGCUGGCUGCUGGAGGUUUCGGUGGUGUUUGCGCAGUUAUUGUCGGACAUCCAUUUGAUUUGGUCAAAGUUCGUUUACAGACUGCGGAACGAGGGGUGUACAAAGGUGCUAUUGAUGUUGUGACGAAAUCUGUCGCGAAGGAUGGUCUUGCAAGAGGUUUAUAUGCGGGGGUGAGUGCACCGCUGGUGGGUGUUACUCCUAUGUUCGCCGUAUCAUUUUGGGGUUUCGACGUAGGCAAGAAUCUUGUGCGCAACUUUACCUCCACUGCUCCUCACGAACCCCUCACCAUUGCUCAAAUCAGUACUGCUGGUUUUUUCUCCGCCAUUCCCCAAACGCUCAUUACUGCUCCAUUUGAACGUGUGAAAGUUCUUUUACAAAUCCAAGGUCAAAAGGAACUUGCGCCUGGAGAGAAACCAAAAUAUAAUGGUGGUGUCGAUGUCGUAAAGCAACUUUACAAGGAGGGUGGUAUUAAAUCAGUCUUUCGAGGAUCUGCUGCUACACUGGCAAGAGAUGGUCCUGGAAGCGCCGCAUAUUUCGCAACCUACGAGUACAUCAAACGUCGCCUAACUCCUAUAGACCCCGCUACGGGUAAACCAGGGAAGGAACUAAGUUUAUUAGCGAUUACCGGUGCAGGAGCAUGCGCAGGUGUAGCAAUGUGGAUUCCAGUUUUCCCGGUCGACACAGUCAAGUCGAGAUUACAAACUAUGGAAGGCAAACCAACAGUUGGAGGUGUGAUAAAGGGGUUGUAUAGAAAUGGAGGAUUCAAGGCAUUCUUCCCUGGAUUUGGACCAGCAUUGGCCAGAGCUGUACCUGCUAAUGCUGCAACAUUUUUGGGCGUAGAAUUGGCUCACCAAGGAAUGAAUAAGGUGUUUGGAUGA